AUUCUCCAUUUUUGGCUAAAAAUCUUUCUGGACGCUCACCUUUUUUAAGAAAACCCCAUCUAAAAAGCUCAUAACUCAGCCCCUUCAAUGCUCAGGACCAGCAACCCAACUUACACUCAGGUAGUUCAAGUAAUCACCACCUUCCCAACGUGGCAUGGAUCUCACAUCUGCGCACGAUCUCGAUCUGCCUACCUAAAAACUCGUACGAGCUUCACAUCACACGACGAGUGCAAUUUAAAAAUAGUCUUCGUAAACCAACGAAGAAGGGAUACCACAAUCAUGCCAUCUCAAAGCUCACAGUACACGAAUAAACUUAUCAUUAAAACAGUCUGCUUUUCGCGAGAUAAAAAAAAUAAUCCCAUCCUGUAAAAAAAUGGCAGACGCACGUGCAGCUCCGAAAACGUUCAAAGAUUACCAACUAAAAUUUCGCUCGAGUCUGUCAAAUUCUCAGCUACAAAAAUUCAAAAAUUUGAAAACCGUAGAAGAAAAAAUCACCUUUGUAAAUGGAUUGGAAAAUAGUCCGAUGUAUCCGAUAAAUGCGCAGGUGAAUCGGGGUAAAGAUUCGGAAACGGCGAAAAAAUUAAAGGAGCAGGGAAACGGUUGUUUUCAGAAGGGAAAAUACAACGAUGCGAUUCGAUUUUACUCUCAAUCGAUUUUAAAAGCUCCUCAGAACGGUUCAGAAUCGAAUCAAGAGAUGCCGGUGUAUUUUGCGAAUAGAUCGGCUGCGUUGUAUCACUUGAAGGAAUAUACAUUGGCACUGAAAGAUAUUGAUUUCGCUAUGGCUAAUAAUUAUCCGAAAGAUCUUCAACAUAAAUUAUUGGAUCGAAAAGCUCGCUGUUUACUGGCGUUGGAAAAAUUUCAAAAAGCUUGCGAAGUUUUCAGAAAAACUAUCCAGGCGUUAGACGAUGCUAAAAUGCCUUCAGAAAAAAGGCAAAAAUGGCAAAAGGAUAUUCAAAUAAUGCUUCUCAUGUUGUCCAAAGAUCAAUCUUCGAGAAAGAAAGAUACUACUCGUUCAAAAAUAUCGGAACUGAAAGAAAUUAAAAAUAAUACUAACUCUGAGUACGAAGCACUCGUGCCUGGGAUCGACAUAAAGUUUGCGCCGGAAAUGGGUCGGUUUGCUGAAGCGAAACAAGAUAUUAAAGCUGGGAAGAUUCUGCUCGUAGAAGAUCCUCAUAGCGCUGUUCUGCUGCAAAAAUACCAAUACACACAUUGCUACCAUUGUUUCAAAAGAGUUAAAACCUUGUACCCGUGUCCUUCUUGCGACCAAGUGAUCUUUUGCUCGCAAAAAUGCACCAGUGAUGCCCUAAAGUAUCACAGAAUCGAGUGUUCGAUUCUACGUACAUUGUGGGAGUCGGAGAUAUCGAUAACGUGCCAUAUAUCGCUCAGAAUAAUAGCUCAACAUAGCUUGGGUUUCUUCCUCGAGAAGAAAGACUUUCUGCAGAAAACCGAGCAGCCUAAAGAAAUCACCCAUUAUAAAAGUUCAGACUACGAAACGGUAUUUCAUCUGGUAACACACGAAGAACGCCGAAAACCAGAAGACAUACUGAAUCGAAUCCACAUGGCAUUAUUUUUAACGAAAUGCUUAAAAGUUGGAGGAUAUUUCGGUGAAGAUUGCAUCAACGAGAAGCUAACCAAUGAUGAAAUCUUCAUCACUAAACUUUUACUUCAUCAUUUACAAGUUUCUCAAUUCAACUCGCACGAGAUAUCCGAAUUACGAAUAAAAAAUCACGACUUAAUAAAUAGCUCAUCCGAGUUCAUAGGAGGAGCUAUAUAUCCAACUUUGGCAUUAUUUAAUCAUUCUUGUAAUCCUGGCGUUAUACGAUACUUCGACGGAACUCGAGUCAUCACUAGAGCUAUACGUAACAUACGAAAAGGUGAAAUGAUAGCCGAAAACUACGGGCCAAUAUUUACCGAAACGGAGAAAAUCGAAAGACAACGCGUAUUAAGAGAACAAUAUUGGUUCGAGUGUCACUGCGAAGCGUGUACGAAUAAUUGGCCCACGAUGUCGGAUAUGUCGCACGAAGAAAACAUUCGAUUCCGGUGCACGAAGAAAGACUGCCGAAGUUUAAUUCUAGUAAAUCAGAAUUGCGAUAACUUCAUAGCGAAAUGUGACGCUUGCUCGGAGAAUAAUAACAUCUUGAAAGCGUUAAAAUCUUUACAGGAAACCAAUGAAAAGUUUAAAAUGGCGCAAACUUUGAUGAGGCUGGAAAAGGUCGACGAUGUGUUAGACAUCGCGUUACCGAUUCUCAAUUUAUUAGAUGAAACUCUCGUGCCACCUUUCAAAGAUUAUUACUUAUGUGCGCAAAUUAUUCGAACCUGUUUCCUGACGAAAGGAAAUAUUUACCUGGAGAACGAUGGAAAUCUACGGUAAAGGGCUGGAUUCCAAGACUCCAAACAGAAAAGCGAUACAGUUCUACGUUAGCAACGCUUUGUAAAAUUUAUCUAAAUACAUAUGAAUAUCCAACGUA
Messenger RNA from Planococcus citri (citrus mealybug), 2468 nucleotides. RefSeq names its product SET and MYND domain-containing protein 4-like. Gene Ontology annotation, molecular function: histone deacetylase binding. The record is from RefSeq and is a predicted model, not a curated record. The coding region runs from base 374 to 2371 and encodes 665 amino acids. Gene Ontology annotation, biological process: compound eye photoreceptor development. Gene Ontology annotation, cellular component: cytoplasm; nucleus. Lineage: Eukaryota; Metazoa; Arthropoda; Insecta; Hemiptera; Pseudococcidae. The transcript is spliced from 8 exons.